Messenger RNA from Owenia fusiformis, 1680 nucleotides. Lineage: Eukaryota; Metazoa; Annelida; Polychaeta; Sabellida; Oweniidae. The record is from the annotation of a GenBank genome assembly.
GCGCAUCACAUAAGUCACGUGACUACCGGCCAUUUUUAUAAAAUUUCGUCCUGACAAUUUUUUCAAUGAAAGCCUCGAGUAGACCAGUUGUCUCAGCCUUACGGCGGAGACUUUUCUCUGCGCAGGCUGCAUCUCAGGAGUCUGCCACACAACCUCUUCAGAAACAACAGGCAAAGGUGUCAAAAUUACCUAAUGGAGUCACUGUGGCAUCCCUGGAGAAUUAUUCCCCUGUCACUAGAGUGGCUGUUGUGUUUGGUGCUGGAGCCAGAAAUGAACCAGGAAAUGCUCUUGGAGUAACACACUGCCUUCGCCGUGCAGCAUUUCUUACAAACGCCACCCACACCCAAUUUGGAAUCACUAGGAAUAUUCAACAGCUUGGGGCCAGCAUCACGUGUACAUCUGGUCGAGACACUAUGACAUAUACUGUAGAAGCAACUAGAGACAAUAUAGAAAAAACCAUACCAUAUUUAGCAUCAGUGACCACAACUCCAGAUGUGCGAGAAUGGGAACUGAAUGACCUUCAGGCCUGCUUAGAAUUUGACAUUGCAUCACUUAAACAAUCUCCAUCUGCACUCACUAUGGAAGCCCUACAUGAUGCUGCUUAUAGAGGAACACUUGGUCGCUCAUUGUACGCUCCUUCUUGUAUGGUGGGACAAUUUACACCAGAUACGUUGGAGGAUUAUAUGCGAAACUUCUACACAAGCGAGAGAAUGUCACUGGUAGGGCUAGGUAUAGACCACGACACAUUGGUGAGUUAUGCCAGCCAGUUUAAUCCCACUGAUGGCCCUGGUCUUGCUACAGAAAAAGCCUUCUACAGGGGAGGUGAGAUCCGUAUGGAGACACGCAGCGAUGUUGUCAAUGCUGCAGUUGUCACUGAAGGUGCAGGGCUAGGAAGCAAGGAUUUACUUGCUCUUGGGGCACUGCAAAGAGUCAUGGGCUGUGGAGACUAUCUCAAGUGGGGAUCAGGAUCUGCCACAUCAAAAGUCCAGCAGACAGCAACUGGGAUCACUCCUCUCCCUGUAGCAGUGAAUUGCUUCAAUGCAAACUAUGCUGACUCUGGUGUUUUUGGUUUCUUUGUCACUGCCAAAGAUACUUGUGUAGGCAAGGUGCUUAAAGGUGUUGCCAAACAAUUCUCAGCACUCACUAAAUCUGGAGUAUCCCAGGAUGACCUCAACAGGGCCAAGGCUCAACUAAAGGCUUCACUAAUGAUGAGCGGUGAAGAUCCAAAUGCUGUCAUAGCAGAUCUGGUGAAUGGAAGUGACAUGUCUGAAGUUGCUGCAGCUAUUGAUGCUUUGACUGUAGCAGAUGUCAGUAAUGUUGCUAAGAAGGUAAUUAAUGGCAAGCCAUCCAUGGCAGCAGUUGGAAAUCUAGAAAAUGUACCCUACUUGGACCAGGUCUUCAACUAACAUCACAGACUCUUAGGAAAUUACAAAUACUAUUACACCUCCAAUGGCCAUAAUUGGAAUUGAUUUUAAAGUAGUGGAUGAUACGAUUUAACUCGUUACUGUCAAAUUACACCCUUGAAUGACUUCAUAGGCUUGAACUGAUUAAAAUAUUAGAUAAAGAUUUAAGUAUGGAUGCUCAAGCUUUGGAAACUUGAACUUUGGGCAUUAUGAAAAAUACCAAAUCAUUAUAUCAGGAUUUAGUUGUGCAUCUGAUUGCUGUAUAUUCUCUGCUAAU